Molecule: messenger RNA, 4255 nt
Organism: Ochlerotatus camptorhynchus
Lineage: Eukaryota; Metazoa; Arthropoda; Insecta; Diptera; Culicidae
Gene: hig
Product: hikaru genki
Exons: 12
Coding region: 537-3146 (869 amino acids)
Source: RefSeq, a predicted model, not a curated record
GUGUAGGAGUUGUUUGCGCUUCAGGUGUAUUGACACAGUGAAUGGUGUUUUUUUUUUGUGGGUGAACUGGAAGCUGUCUGCUGCUAAUUGGGAUCGGCAUCCUGUCACCUUACCCCCAACGCAACCUGCGACGUGGUGUCACACCGUCGGCAUCGCGUUGACACAGCAGAGCUAGUGCUGAGAACCCGCAGAGUCCCCGAAGGCAGCAACCAACGUGUGACAACGCGAGACGGCGGAGAUUAUAUUUCCAUAUCACUUUGGAAUAUUAUUGCCAUCCGAUGUUUGCACAAUCAGGACCAGCUUCUGCCUGAGCAAACAUUCGGAGGCAUUUGCGCUGCCAUCGGUCGUUGUCUUCAUCAGGCGGCGGCGGCGGCGAGAAUCAAGUAGAGCAGAACGCGCGGAAAAUUGUCUGCCAAGUGGAAGAAAUCAGAUUUCACCAAAUAAGCACCAAUAGAGCGAGGCAGGAGAGGCGAAUGUAAGGCAGCUAGGAAAAAAAAAACGUUUGCCACUGGUAAAAGUGCUAAAGUGAGAAAAGGAUGCCCCAAUUGGUGGCCAACUCAGCGUCGUCGAUGGCGACGGGGAAAAUAUGUAAAAUUGAAAUCGGAAAAUGUUUGCUUUUCGUCACACUGCUAACGAGUGUUUGCUUUCGAGCGAUCCGCACUGACGAUGCAUCCUCCACGGACCCGCAGCAUUCGGCACCAACAAAUGAACCCGAAUUGGAAACCGGUUGCCCUCCGCCGGAUUUCAAAAUAUCCCGUUCCCGGAAGCAUUAUGCCACGACGGAGGCCCCGUUCGUCACCUUCGAGACGACCCAGAUUUACCUACCGCAGGACUUUACGACGGCCGAUCUCGAAUUCGUUGACGGCAAAAAGACCGCUUCCGUUGUCGAAGGCUUGCUACCAGACAACCAGAAUGCGCGGCUGCAUGAUUCCCACGAUACGCCGUUUUGGUGGGAAAUGGGUAUCCAGAAUGCUGAAGCGAGAGAAUCGCUGGCGGCGGCUUCGUUUCCAUCCUACAAGCAGCGAGCGAAGCGGGGUUUGAGAAGAAGCCAUCGUGUUCGAAGAUCGACGAUCGAUUCGAAUGGCCAGGACAAUGCGUUGUUGCAUCAGGAGUGGACGCCGGUCGUUGUGAUUAGCAAUAUUUUCAAUGAGAACGACAGUGAUCACAGCGUGUUUGACAAUGUGUUUCUGAGUGGAAACCAGCUGGAUGGGGAGUUGGACGAGGAAAAGGAUCGCUAUGUGGAUCAGAACGAGAUUGGAGACGUUCUGGAAACGGAGGUCGUCGAUGGACGUGGCGUGAAGACGCGAGUGAAGCGAAAGUCCGGGAAGACGACCGGAGCGUUGAGUAGAGCGAAAGGAAGUGGAAGUGACAGCGGCAGUAAGAGUAUCACCAGACACAACAAACAAGAUAUCUUGGACGAGGAGCAAGACGACCGCGAAGUGCCUGCCAACCAUCGGGACGAUUCGAUGGUACGGGAGAAGCGUAAAUCUGGUAAGGCAACCGGUGCUCUUAGUCGUCCGAAAGGUGGUAGCGAUAGCGGCAGUAAAAGUAUCAGUCGUAAUGCCAACAAAGGUCAAUACGACGAGGAUGGAAGUUACGUUCCACCAUUGCCAGACUCCCAUGAGGGUCCGGAUGAGGAAAAAGAAAGCGAAGAGAUUGAAGAAAGUCCAGAACUGCAUCAAUUCCGAGAUGUAAGCGAAGUUCGCUUUCCCGGCGAGGUUGGACCACUCGGAGAUCACCGACUGUGUAAGAUCCAGUGCGUUAGAGGUCAUUGGGUGGGACCGCUAUGUGCCAUGAACGAACACGAACAGGACGAGAAUGGACAACUGAAGUUUGAGCCUUUGUACAAGCGAUGCAUUGUAGAUCACAUUCCACCACAUCUGCUGCUGAGUUACAAGAACGUGUCUGUGACUAUAGGUUGGGAUCUACCCCACGGUCACCAACUGCAGGCAAGAUGUAGGGAUCUGGGUCUGUACAAACUUCUAGGUGAUGCAAAAGUACUCUGUUCCAAUGGUAUGUGGGCUCCUAAAAUGCCAUCAUGCGUGCCGACCACUCUACUAACAAACUAUUCCGAUGACAGUCCACCAUCGAUCCGUAUAAAAGUAGGUGUGGGAUCAGCUGCCUACGAACCAUCCGGAGUUCUAGCCGUGCUUCCUACUAGCACCAUUCAUCUGGACUGCAUGUACCCUCGGCGCCGAGGCUCCCCCGAAUGGACCUGGACCGGCUGGUUCCGUCAAUAUCUAACCGGUUGGUCCGCUGUGCCGGAGGAGAAGGCAUCUCGCUACCGGCUGACGAUCAAGGACAUCCAAAAUCAGGACUCGGGAACGUACACCUGCGCGUCGCCACGUGGUCUGACCAAUAGCAUUGUGAUCGUUGUGGCCACAUCGCAAUGUUCGACCUUGCUGGAACCCAAGCCACCGUUAUCGCUUCGAUUGGAAGGUAUCAAACUUGGACAAAGGGCACUGUACCGGUGUCCUCUGGGGUACAGCCUACAAGGAACGGCUAAUGCUACCUGUUUGGCAUCAGGUAAUUGGUCGUCACCAACUCCCAACUGUCACCCGAUCCAGUGUCCUCCGUUGUUCCUGGAAGAUCCCCACCUCAGUCUGGUGGAGUUGAACACAUCCGCUUGGGGACGUGCCGUAUUCCGCUGCGCUUGGGGAUACCGUCUCAGCGGACCACCGGGACUGGAGUGUGAACCCAAUGGUCAUUGGAGUGGCCCAAUUCCUAGAUGUCGUGCGAUCCAAUGCCCGCAGCCACUGGUGCCGAUUAAUGGUCGAAUCGAUGGAACUAGCGGGUUGAACACGUACGGUCAGCGCCGCUAUGCCGUUGGGGCCCUGGUAACGUUCAGUUGCACCGAGGGACACCUGCUGGUGGGAGAAGCGUCGAUAGUUUGCACCGAAACCGGCUUCUGGUCCCAUCCGCCACCGUUCUGUAAGGCCCAGUGUCCGUACCCGGGCGAUCCGCCUAAUGGAUUGAUAGCUCCGCUCAAGUUCCACUACGACCCAGGCGACUAUCUGACGGUGCAGUGUCGGCCAGGAUUCGUCGAACAUGGAGCCAACGGAGGACCACUGGAACGUCCGCGGUGCACCCCAGAGGGAGACUGGUCCGGACCGGUUCCACAGUGUCGAAGUUACGAGGAGAUAUAACUAUACUAAGACGGGUAGGAGGACCAUGUCAGGCCCUCCUGAGCAGGUAGACGACGGUAGUACUUCCUUGUGAUAACAGCGGAGUUGAUACAGGAUGCUCUUGUUUGACGAGAGGCUACGGCAACACAUAGACGGAUUGUCGACGGCAUCGGAUGAACAUAAUGGUUUGAUGUUUUUAUGAAAGUACAACUUGAAACGGUUUGACCCCCCUAGUAGUGGAAGAGACAAAAUGUAGCAUUCGAAGCCAUCCAAAAGACAUGUGGUACUGUACCUUAGUAGAUAACACUGUAGUUUCCCAAAGGGUUAGAACAGAGAGACACUCGGAAAGCAAUUCUUUAGACGAAUUUACUUUCAAUACUGCAGCCUGUGCUGUAAACACGAAGGACACAAUUUUUGACAGUAGUGUAUUGUGUACAUAUUGUGCAUUUAUUAUCAAGGACAAGAGCCAUGGAAAACUGUGAAAACUGUUUAUUUAAUCCCACCUAAACCAAAUCUACUUAAAGAACCCCUGCACUGUAUCUGAAAACUUUCUCUAUAUCAAUCAUAUCUUGAGAUUAAGCUUACCCUAUAAGUACACCGUGCACACACACACACUCACUCACUUUGUCUAUCAAAUCGUGUAACAAACAAAAAAUUCUAUGUAAAACGCUUAGAUCAAAACGAUCGAAACCUUACUCGCUGCUCUAUUGUAACGCUGACGACUUAACUUACAUUUCACUAUAUACAGCACACCGUAUAGUUUAGAUAUAAAAUGUUUUACCCUUGUCCUCCAGAACCAUUUAUGGAACUUUAACAGAAACUUUAAUAUUACAAGUUGAAAAUGUUUUACAAUGGAUCAACAAUAGCAGCUGUAGAACAAGCAAACAGACAGUAUUAUGGAAACACUUAUUUAACAACAUAAACAUUAACUGUGGAGCAAUCCAUCCCAUCCGACGAAGCAGUAGCAGCAGUUGAAAUCAAAUAAUGCGUCUCUGGAAACGCUUGAGUUGAAUACAAUUCCUGAGGAUAGAAUAUAUAUCACAUCCUUUUAAUAGACUUAAGCCAUACACUUCAAUUGUUACUGUGAAACUGAAUUAUUGUCACAUGGAAUAAAAUUGCAUGGAAGGAAA